AUUCCAAGUGGAUGCUUAUAAGCCCUGGGUCGUGGUCUGAGUGGUCGGAAUGGAGCGUGUGCGUACCUGAAAGCGGCCCCUGCGGUCCCAGUUACCAAGGUCUCCGCAACCAUACUCGAAACUGCUCCAAUCCAACUCCCUUGAGCGCGCACCCGCCAGUUUGUCGCGGAAUUUCACAAGAAACAACCACCUGCGUGGCAUAUUGUCCCAUUCAUGGUCAUUGGAGUGAUUGGACCGCGUGGUCAGACUGCUCUCGCUUUUGCGGUCCUGGAGAAAUUAACCGAAAUCGGACUUGCGAUAAUCCAGAGCCUCAGUUUGGAGGAGACCCAUGUCCAAACCCCAGCUAUGAAGAAAACACCUGCGAUAAGACUUGUCGUGCUUUUGGUUUGGGCGGCACUGGUGGUGAUAAUUGGGAAUACUGUCCCAAUUCCUUUCACGUGAUUUAUUUUGCCACUCUGGUUGAGGACAAUGGGAUCGAUGGGAUGCGACUCACAUGCAAUGAUCCCAGUAACCAAAUCCUAAGGAGUAAAGAACACUCCUCCAAUGGCUAUGGUGCUCCCACAUCGACCUGUCCCCAAGGCUUCACUAAAGCCAGGGGUCGGGCCAUUCCAGACAAAGGAGCGUUGGGAAAUGAUUAUGGUCUGGUGUGUGCAGAGUUGUUUUGCGCUGAAACGAACACCUGGUUGAGAUCCGAUUGUGAGGAAAAUCAAGGUGGUACGUGGCAUGAGAAGUCCUGUGGUACCAAUCAAGUGAUUUGUGGACUCCAGACAAAUUAUUAUACUCAUUGGUCCGAUCACGUGGGUCUUUGGCAUUACUCAGUGGAGUGCUGCAACUUGCCAGAUCAGUAACAAAUUUAUUAGAAGACAAAACCAAUUCAACUCUGACCAAAGAAUUCGAGAAAAAUUCUAGAAAUUUAUGUUUGUGUAAAUUACUGUGGAUGUAAGGAAUGAGGGAGGAUGUAAAAGGUCUUCACAUAGUUUUUUUUUUCGCAAAAUGUGGUGCCCUCGGACAAAAAGUACUUUUGGACACCUUGCAGAAAUUUCAUUCCUGCCUCCAUUUUGGGCUCGAAACGUUGUCCUUGUCGAACCCUCUGCAUGUCCCAUGCAUUCGUGAACACUUUGUAAUACCAUAAAAAUAUGAAAAUAGAUACAUGCAAAAUAUGACAACAGAA
Tigriopus californicus is the source of this 1171-nucleotide messenger RNA. RefSeq names its product adhesion G protein-coupled receptor B3-like. The record is from RefSeq and is a predicted model, not a curated record. Lineage: Eukaryota; Metazoa; Arthropoda; Copepoda; Harpacticoida; Harpacticidae.